This is a messenger RNA of Salarias fasciatus (jewelled blenny), 2496 nucleotides long. It is a transcript of the gene fbxo34, whose product is annotated as F-box protein 34. Gene Ontology annotation, molecular function: protein binding. The transcript is spliced from 3 exons. NCBI's taxonomy places the organism in Eukaryota, Metazoa, Chordata, Actinopteri, Blenniiformes, Blenniidae. The coding region runs from base 359 to 2017 and encodes 552 amino acids. The record is from RefSeq and is a predicted model, not a curated record.
UUGACGUCUCGAGUUGCAGCCCUCGGAUAGCAGCGGACCGUGUCGUAGAGGCUCCGUGCGAAGUGCCGUGAAAAGCUGAAAAAGUGUAUUUACAGAGCAGCGGCCCGACUGCAGCCGGGAUACGUAUCACGUCACCGGGGGACGGAAUAAUAGCAGCCACGGCAGCUGCCAGCAGCAGCUUGUCCUCCAGCGGACAGUCUCGAUAAGGACUCCAGCUUCAGGUUCAUAUGCAUGUGGGUGGAGUCGCACAGACCACUGAGUCAUGUGAAGCCAACCGGACGGAGGAGGUGUCACUGAGAGCGGGACCCCACCCUCGGUAGCAACAGCAGCCUGCCAACAGGCGACCUGCAGUACCAUCAUGCGGAGCAGUCUGUUUCUGAACCAGCAGACAGGGCUGCUGAAAACCUGUAGCAGUAACCAUGGCAACAGCCUCAGCAGCAGCCGCCUUCCAUUGGGCGUCAUCUCCACCAACACCCUGCGUCACGCCAUCAGCAGCGGUUCGGCCCCGCAGCUCCUUCCUGUGCUGGAUGGCUGCGAAAACAACAUGUCCCGUCUGAUCCAGAGCCCCACGGAUGAGGCAGACGCACCACUCGACGUCUGGACCGUCAUCAAACCCGGACACGUCCGCGAGAAGAUUGCCAUCUUUGCCUCAGAGGGGGGGCAGGCCAACAAAACUGAGGGCGGAGCCGCGAACGGCGGCUCCAGUAACAGAACGCCACCGACUGCUGUAACGGCACUGUCGAGAGCGGCGAAAGCAAAAGGCAGCUGGGAGGAAAACUGUAGCGCGAAAAAGCGCCGACGGUCCUGCAACAGCCAGAACCUCCAGCGGGACCUGAGGCCCCGCGUCACGCUGCCGCAGGCUGUGGAGCUGCCGGUGCAGCGAUUGGAGGGGGAGCGUGGUGAGGAGGAGGAGCAAAAGGUUUCAGUGGUGGAGAUGGUGGCCGUCCUGGAGCAGAGGGCCAGCGAGCUGCCCGAGCCUAAACCGCUGCUCACACUACAGAGGAGCUCCACCACCAUCACCCUGUCCAGAGCGCCGCUGCCCGAGCCCCGGGGGGAGGGGCCAGAGAGCCUGCGAGUGUCCGACAUGGUGGCCAGGCUGGAGUCCGAGUGCCUGAGGAGGAGUUCGGAGGAAAGCCUCUCGAGGAGCAACAGUCUGAGGAGGUCUGUGGGACGAGUGCUGCUCGCCAACAUGGAGCAGAGCUCCGCCCCCAGCCUGCCGUCGCCAUCACCGUCUCCACCUGCAGCGCUGAGUCCGAGCAGAGAACCAAUCAGCUGCCCAGAAACCACCAGCAAGGAGUCGCUUGCUUCGGCACAGGCGCCGCCCCCUUCAGAUGUUUACACAGACACAGAAGCCCCGCCCUUCACAGAAGCCACACCCCCUGAGCCAGAAGAGGCGGAGCCACUUCCCGGUUUGUUGUUUUUGUCUGUCCCUCCCCUGACACGACCCCGCCCCUCUGCUGUUCGCCCUUCUUCCUGUGACUCGAGCCAAUCAGAGCAGAGGCGUUGGCAGCCUCGGCUUGUGGAGGAGGCGGGGCAUCCGCUGACACGUACGUGUGCGUCGCAGGACUUCUUGCAGUUGCGUGAGCGCGUGCAGCAGCUGCUGCAGCCGCGGCCGUUCCUGUGGGCGCUGCCCCACCACCUGCUGCUGCAUAUCCUGCACCUGCUGCCCACGCACAGCCUCGCCGCACUCAAGUGCACCUGCUCUUACUUCAAGGUUGUCAUGGAAACGUACGGCGUGCGGCCCGCCGACUCACUCUGGGUGUCUGACCCUCGUUACCGUGACGACCCCUGUAAGCAGUGCAAACGACGCUAUGAACGGGGCGACGUGUCGCUUUGUCGCUGGCACCACAAACCUUUCUGCCAGGCGCUGCCCGGCGGCCCUGGAUACUGGAUGUGUUGCCGUGGAAACCGCAGGGACGCACCUGGCUGCAAUGUCGGUCUCCACGACAACCGCUGGGUGCCGGCGUUCCACAGCAUCCACGCGCCAAUCAGGAGGAGCAAUAAUCACGAUGACUGACUGUGUGUGUAUGUGUGUGUGUGUGUGUGUGUGUGUGGGGUUGUAGAGACAUGCGACGAGAAACAACCGAUGAGCCGUUUUUAAAGCUGCGGGAAGCCGAUCCCUCAGCACGAAAUCUAUUUAAAUCUGUUGAUUCGACCUUUGAGGUUGGACAAGUGGGGAAUCUGAAUCAUCUGCAGCAGGAGACUCGGCCAGGACUCCUGCUCUCCUCCUGUCUGUCUGCUGGGAUAGCGCCACCUGCAGGUCUCACAGACUGAACACCGUACUGAAUGGGAAAAUGAAAAAAAAACAAAACGGUUUCUCGUUGUGAAAGGACGUGAUUUUCUGCAGCUUUGACCUGGCAAGGUAACUGAGGGGGUGUGGCCUAUGCAGGCUCCUCCCUGGAGUGUCUGUGGGUGUGGGAGAGAAAACAGAUGGAGUUUGUUCUCCUCGUUUUAUGCUUUUAAUAAUAAAGUGCUUCCUCGUCUGUUUGACCUCAA